Molecule: messenger RNA, 3270 nt
Organism: Thamnophis elegans (Western terrestrial garter snake)
Lineage: Eukaryota; Metazoa; Chordata; Lepidosauria; Squamata; Natricidae
Gene: SCAI
Product: suppressor of cancer cell invasion
Biological process (GO): DNA-templated transcription
Cellular component (GO): nucleus
Molecular function (GO): transcription corepressor activity
Source: RefSeq, a predicted model, not a curated record
UAGGCUGAGGGGGAGGCGCCGCUCCAUCCUUCCCUUACCUGGGGCGAGCGCUGAGUCCCCGCAGCUCCGGCCGCCGCCUGGCUGGGCAGCGCCAAUGCCGAGAGGGCCGGCCCGCCCGCCCGCGCUUGCCCCCAACCGGCCCGGCCUCUCGCUCACACCGGUGUGUCUCCGUCAGAAGCCGGGCACGCCAGAUGGAUCCCUAAGAGUUGUCGGUCACCAAUCGAUCGGGGAAGCGGCUUUAAUGAGUUAAGGCCGGAGUUUAUCUUGAACGGAAAACAUGUCAACGUGUGGGAUAGACGACGACAUUCCUCAGGGGGAGAGGAAAACAGUCACGGAUUUCUGUUACCUGCUGGAUAAAUCGAAACAGCUUUUCAAUGGCUUAAGAGAUUUGCCCCAGUAUGGGCAGAAGCAAUGGCAAUCUUACUUCGGCAGAACCUUUGAUGUUUACACCAAACUCUGGAAGUUCCAGCAGCAACAUCGACAAGUUCUGGACAAUCGGUACGGCCUGAAGCGCUGGCAGAUCGGAGAGAUCGCCUCCAAGAUUGGGCAGCUUUAUUACCACUACUACCUUCGCACCUCUGAAACCAGCUAUCUGAAUGAAGCCUUCUCCUUCUAUUCUGCAAUACGCCAGAGAUCUUACUACUCCCAAGUCAACAAGGAAGACAGGCCUGAGCUGGUUGUUAAGAAACUACGUUAUUACGCCCGGUUUAUCGUGGUUUGCCUCUUACUCAACAAAAUGGUUGUGGUCAAGGAUCUUGUCAAGGAACUAUCGGAUGAGAUCGAAGAUUACACCCACCGUUUCAACACCGAAGAUCAAGUCGAGUGGAACCUUGUCCUACAAGAAGUGGCCGCGUUCAUUGAGGCAGACCCAGUCAUGGUCUUGAACGAUGACAACACCCUGGUCAUCCUGUCCAACCGCCUGUCUGAAACUGGAGCCCCCCUGCUGGAACAAGGCAUGAUUGUGGGGCAGUUAAUGCUGGCUGACGCCCUCAUUAUUGGCAAUUGCAACAAUCAGGUGAAGUUUAGUGAACUGACAAUCGACAUGUUCCGGAUGCUGCAGGCGUUGGAGAGGGAGCCCAUGAACCUGGCUACGCAGAUGAACAAGCCGGGGCUGCAGGAGAGCACCGAAAAGCCAGCCAGGAGAGAAAACCCUCACAAAUACCUGUUGUACAAGCCAACUUUCAGCCAGCUGUAUACCUUCCUUGCGGCAUCAUUUAAGGAGCUGCCUGCCAAUAGCGUGCUGUUGAUCUACUUGUCAGCCACCGGGGUCUUCCCUUCAGGUCGUUCGGAUAGUGAAGGUCCCUAUGAUUUCGGGGGUGUCCUGACGAACAGCAACCGGGAUAUCAUCAACGGGGACGGGAUCCACAAACGGAACCAGUUGUAUAAGGAAAUGCACUGCUUGCACCCUGGUGAUCUCUAUCCUUUCACCAGGAAGCCUCUGUUCGUCAUAGUGGAUUCAUCGAACAGCGUCGCCUACAAGAAUUUCACCAACUUGUUCGGGCAGCCGCUGGUCUGCUUGCUUUCUCCAACCACAUAUCCAAAAGCGUUGCAAGAACAAUCACAACGAGGAAGCCUCUUCACUUUCUUUCUGAACAACCCACUCAUGGCAUUCCUGUUCGUCUCUGGACUAUCAAGCAUGCGCAAAGGACUCUGGGACAAAUGUCACGAUUACCUUCGUAAAAUCAACCGGGAUAUUGCACAACUCUUGACUCAUUCCCGCUCCAUAGACCAAGCCUUUCUCCAGUUUUUUGGAGAUGAAUUCCUGCGCUUGCUUCUAACGAGGUUCAUCUUCUGCUCACUCAUGAGAAUGCACAAAAUCUUCAGGCAAGAAACGAGGAAUUAUCCCGAAUCGUAUCCCCAACUGCCCAGGGACGAAACGGUGGAAAACCCACACCUCCAAAAGCACAUCUUGGAAUUGGCUUCGAUAUUGGAUGUCCGAAACGUAUUUUUGGAAACCACCCUGGACGAUUAUUAAGCGCGGAGAAAGGCAGCAGUUUCUCGGAGAUCUUUCAACUGCGGGGAUUUUUUUUUUAAAACCCUCGCUGCAAAAUUAUUGUUUUUUUUUUUCUUUUUGGAAAUGGUGCAGUUUUCUAAACACGAACAUCCACUCGCACACAGACACACGCAGGAAUUUACUUGAGUUUUAUUUUUGAACUUGACAGGUGUUAUUGUUUUUUUUUUAAAAAAAAAGCAAAGUGGAAAGAAAGGGGGAAGAGGCGCGCGCAGCUGUUCCAUUCUGCGUGGGCUCAGUUUUGAUAAAAAAAAUAAAAACAACCCCCUCCUACGAAAGUUUUACAAUUUUAGACUGAAGCAGUCUGGUGGGGUUUUAAAGCCUUUUUUUUUUUUUUUGGAUUUGGAAGACAUCGCUGGCUACGCAACAACAAUAACACACACACGCACAUGUGAGAGCGCGCACAUUCACUCUCCCUCGAGAUUGAAAAUGCAGCCAGUCACUUUUAAGCCCUCGUGUGCAAAUUCUUUAUUUUUGUACUGUUUUUAAAAAUCUGAAAGCAAAAAAAAAAAAAAAGAGAGAGAGGGAAAAAAAGAAGAAGAGAGGAGAGGGGAAAAAAAAAACAAUCAGAAUAAUAAUAAUCACCAUCUUCUAUUUCCCCCAAAGAAUUUAAAACCUGAACGGCGGGACUUCAGAUGCUCCAAAGUAGACAGCAAUAAGUCAAUCGGCUUUAUCAAUCCCCGCUCUACACCCAAAAAAGAAUCGAGCUCCGUGCAAAGGAUGGUUGUGUAAACUUCAGAAAAUGUAGCAUUGUCCCAUAAGUUUCUUUUCUUUCUUUUGAGAAAUCAGCCUAUCUUGCACGUUGACUAAGGAUGCUGGGUUUUAUCCCUCAAAACCUAGAUUUUUGGCUGGAGGACCCAUUAUCACCUCAAAAAAUUGACCCUUUCUUAGCAUGGACCACCCUCUGUGCAUUUCCUUCCGUUUGGGCUUCAACCUGUGAGCAUAAAAUAAAAUAAAUGCCACCCCUUUCUCUUCACGCAACCAUCGUCGAUUCUCGCUGCAAUAUGGAAGAUUCUGAGAUGGCCCUUUGUCUCCAAUCCUUCCACCUCAACUUCUGAAAGAGCUGCUUUCAUCCCAUACCUUACUUCAAAGUUCGCCUGGUGAAGAAAAACGGAAGAACAAUCAUUGCCUGUGCUCAAAAGAGACAACCCAAUGAUGGGAAGGUCCCUCAUCUCUUCUUCUUAACUGCCAGGGAGAAAUGUCUACCUUCCAGAGCUGGUAGACAAGAAGGAAGACGAAUAGGACUCGUGGGAAGACCG